Messenger RNA from Aspergillus tanneri, 1734 nucleotides. Its product is annotated as rRNA 2'-O-methyltransferase fibrillarin-like protein. The transcript is spliced from 6 exons. Lineage: Eukaryota; Fungi; Ascomycota; Eurotiomycetes; Eurotiales; Aspergillaceae. Bases 1 to 1734 code for a protein of 577 amino acids. Gene Ontology annotation, biological process: rRNA methylation; box C/D sno(s)RNA 3'-end processing. Gene Ontology annotation, molecular function: histone H2AQ104 methyltransferase activity; rRNA methyltransferase activity; RNA binding. The record is from RefSeq and is a predicted model, not a curated record. Gene Ontology annotation, cellular component: box C/D methylation guide snoRNP complex; small-subunit processome.
AUGGCAAAAAUUCCGCGGCGAAACGGUCGCUGGCUCAAUCCGACGACCACCACCAAACGCCGGAACCAUCAUCGUAGAGAGAUCACUACGAGAGAUGCACUAACAAAUACAGCAUUUGAACGCCAUUCCUAUGGUUUGCAAGAUAUGAGGUCAGCAAGAUCUGUGGUUGCAGAGAACGCGUCUCGCCUCGCUUCUACAUCAAUGUCGCGUGGACAGGCACAUGGGGCUCUGGCCCAAGACCAUCAACGGUCGCCCACACGAACUAUUACAGGUCUUAGGCGGUGGUCUAUCAUCAAUCGAAGCUUACCAGCGGUGCCGCAAGUAAGAGCUAUUCAUGUCUACGAUUUCGACAACACGUUGUUUUCGAGCCCGCUGCCGAACCCUCAAAUAUGGAACGGCCCUACCAUCGGGUUCCUGCAAUCCUACGAGAGCUUCGCGAACGGCGGAUGGUGGCACGACCCGAAUCUACUCGCUUCUACAGGGGAUGGAAUUGAGAAAGAAGAACCUCGUGCGUGGGAUGGAUGGUGGAACGAGCAGAUUGUGCAAUUGGUCAAGCUUAGUAUGGAACAGAAAGACGCCCUGACCGUGCUCCUUACCGGACGGAGUGAAGUUGGCUUUGUGGAUCUUAUCCGCCGGAUUGUGGACAGUAGGAAGCUUGAGUUUGAUCUGAUUUGCCUCAAGCCCGAGGUUGGCCCCAACAGCGAGCGGUUUUCAACAACCAUGGAAUUCAAACAAUCUUUCCUUGAAGACCUCGUUCUCACAUAUGAGCAGGCUGACGAGAUUCGCGUCUAUGAAGAUCGUGUGAAGCAUGUUAAACACUUCCGAGAGUUCUUCGAGCUGCAGAACCGGAAGUUUCAGUCUACUUCGACGCCUUGUUCCAGAAAACCAAUCAAUGCGGAGGUGAUACAGGUAGCUGAAGGGUCUAUGUUUCUUUCUCCCGUAAUCGAAACAGCUGAGGUACAACGUAUGAUCAAUUCCCACAACCUUUCUAUUCGCGACCCAACCUUCAAUGGGACAAAGUCGCCGUAUGGUCGGCUCCGCAUCAAGCGCACUAUCUUCUACACUGCCUAUCUUAUCUCCAACGCAGACUCCGGUCGUCUGAUUAGCCAGUUAUUAACUCCAAUGCUGCCCUCCGGGCUUGCUGAUUCCAAUGAUUUGAAGUACAUGGCUAACUGUAUUCUAAUCACCCCACGCCCUGCCCCUAGGUCCAUUUUGGAUAAGAUUGGUGGCAUUGGGAAAAAGCUGAGCUGGCAGAUCACAGGAACUGCAGUUUUCGAGAACAAAGUCUGGGCUGCUCGGCUGACCCCUGUCCCAGCAACAGAGAAAUACUACACUGAGAAUCCAUGUCCUGUGGUAGUGCUUGCAGUGCGCAAAGGCGCACGGCCAAUUGAUGCCGGCAAGAUUCAAAAUUGGCAACCUGUCCCUAGUGAUAAAGCCUUGACCCUUGAGACCGUCGUCGGGGAGAAAGUAGUCCUCCGUGUCGAAGAGGAGAACCCUAACGAGGGCGAAUGGGAAAUGGCCGACAUCUUGAUGAUGGCCCUCGUCGUGGAUCCCACCGCGGUCGUGGCCGUGGCACGGGUUCGCGAGGAAGAGGAAACUCCAGUCGGGGAGGCGCCCGUGGCCGUGGCCGUGGCCGCGAUGCUGGCCCUCCAGGCUAUAGAUCAUUGGAUGACUAUGGAGGGCACGAAGGAGGAGGAUAUGAGGAAAAGCCUGGUCCAGGUAGUGGGCCAGUGA